Trichoderma harzianum CBS 226.95 is the source of this 772-nucleotide messenger RNA. RefSeq lists its product as hypothetical. The transcript is spliced from 2 exons. NCBI's taxonomy places the organism in Eukaryota, Fungi, Ascomycota, Sordariomycetes, Hypocreales, Hypocreaceae. The coding region runs from base 194 to 619 and encodes 141 amino acids. The record is from RefSeq and is a predicted model, not a curated record.
GCCUUGGACAGACCAGACUUAUGAAGGAGAAAGACAAGAGUCGGGGGAGAGACAGGUCGGCAAGCGAGGGGAGGACAAGGACAGAGCAGAAGCAAGAUUGGCGACUGUAUCUCGUAUUGCGUAACCCGAGCACCGGCGGAGGUGAGAUAUGAGAUUUUGCUUUUGACACCGGAGGGAGAAGGGCAAAGAAAAGAUGCGAUCCAAUAUCUCCACCUUCGCGUAUGUGGCUGGGCUUAUCGGUCUUGGAUCACAAGCCACAGCCCGUUCAGUCAAUCAAGUCGAGACAAAGCAAAGCAACUGUCAGGACGAUGGCGACAGAAAGAGACAAAGACAGAGGCAAAAGAAAGAAAGCAGAAGCAGCACGAAAUCCAGCACGAUCAGCCCAGCCCAGACCCGCUUGGCCGCCUCCGUCAGCGAUCGCUAUUUCUCAUCCAUUCUUUCCUUGUCCAGGUACCUGUACGCACAGGCGGCGCUAGCACCACUAAUGUGCCUUGCUAGCAGGCGGGAUUCAUUCCAGCGCACGCACUGGCUACAGGGCUGGCAUUCUAGCACAAAGCCGCAAGGCAAGGCAAGGCCAGGCAAGGGGGGGCUGUUCUGUAGGGCAAAAAGCAGGCAAUGAUGACGACGAGCUGAAGAACCAGGAGCAAGGGUCUUGCAUUGGACAGAAUAACGACUAAACACUAAAAGCUGCUGGCGGUUAAAGAGGCCAGUUCGGGCACUGUUGCAGCGGGUCGUACGAGUUAGGAAGAGGCCGAGAGAGAGAGCAGAUGAA